ACCGCAGAAGACAUAAAUGUAGUCCAUAAAUGUAAUUUGUUACAUCUUUUAGCAGUUUCUCCACCACGAAGUAUACAUAUCCCCUAUUUCAGUUUAUUCACUGUUUAGUGCUAGGCGGAGAAGAAAAUUUACCGGAGAUGAAGAAUUAAAUACGAAAAAAAUGCGAAUGGUCGAUAUGGUGUACUGGAACCCGAAAAAGGAAAAGGGUAUGUCCCGCCACCGGGCUGACAAUGAGUCCAUAAUUGGGGAAGAAACUUCAACUAAUUCUAGAACAGAUAGCACUCCGAGCAAGGUUGCGGCACCACAGGUAAAAAUUGGGCCCGAUGGACGUUUGGUGAUUGACGAAGACAGCUUGGUUGUUCCUGAAGCAACUAGUGAUUCCAUUUGGGAGACCAUGAAUGAGGAUAGAAUUUCACGAAAGGUUACGUCGUUGUCAUUCCGUAAUCGAUUAUGGCGCAAGGGUACUGUAUGGACAGAAAAGGAGACAGAGCUGUUUUAUGAAAUCCUUCGCUGCACUGGUCCUGAUUUUGGUUUGAUGCAUGAAUUUUUCCCUACACGAGCGCGGAGUGAAUUGAAAAGCAAGUUUAAUCGUGAAGAGAGAACGAAUUGGGCAAAGUUGAAGGAAGUGAGUUUUCGAGUUUUUUUUGUUGAAUUUAAUUUUAUCCAAAGUAUUUUUUAUGUUGUAUUUUUCGAGGUGCUGAGCAAACCUGCACUGCUAGAUGAUGACCUUUAUGAUAGAGCAGCAGACAUUCAAAAGGAAAUUGAGAAGGAAGCAUUAGCCAAGCAAACGAAAAAGGAGAGAGAUAAGGAUAUCAAAGUUGUUUACAAAAAACGAGGUAGAAAACAGGUACACUUUUCACCUAUAGCCGUGUCUCUUCAUCUUGUAUUUUUUGGGUACCUAAACCGUGUUCAGAAGGCUGCUAGUGCUGAGGUGAACGGGAAAAACGAGUCGAUUGCUGUGAUUAUUGAAUCCUCCAGUGAAUCUUCCUCGUGUGAAAUUGAAGGUGGAGUAAAUAUUAGGUGA
Angiostrongylus costaricensis is the source of this 1024-nucleotide messenger RNA. The record is from the annotation of a GenBank genome assembly. Lineage: Eukaryota; Metazoa; Nematoda; Chromadorea; Rhabditida; Metastrongylidae.